This is a messenger RNA of Melanotaenia boesemani (Boeseman's rainbowfish), 3755 nucleotides long. It is a transcript of the gene il7r, whose product is annotated as interleukin 7 receptor. The record is from RefSeq and is a predicted model, not a curated record. Lineage: Eukaryota; Metazoa; Chordata; Actinopteri; Atheriniformes; Melanotaeniidae. Gene Ontology annotation, molecular function: protein binding; cytokine receptor activity. Bases 279 to 1529 code for a protein of 416 amino acids. The transcript has 9 exons. Gene Ontology annotation, biological process: cytokine-mediated signaling pathway; positive regulation of receptor signaling pathway via JAK-STAT; hemopoiesis. Gene Ontology annotation, cellular component: membrane; external side of plasma membrane.
GCAGGUACUGCAGCACCGUUUCCCAGCAUGCAUUGCUGCAUGACAUGAAACCUUCCUCUGGCUGACAGGAGGAAGCAGACAUGACCGCUCUGAGGCCUCCGGCUGCUAACUAACAGCUGAUCUUCCUGCUGCUCCAGAACAUCCUGUGAGCUCCCCCUCCUCCACUGGCCACUCCUCCUCCUGCCGCUGACUAGAGCUGCUCGCGGCUGCCGGGGUUAGUGCCGUGCAGAGCUGAAGCAGGUGAGUUUGUGUGCAGCUGACAGAGAUCUGUUGAGAGGAUGCAGACUGGGUGGAGGAUUGCCCUGCUGCUGCUGCUGGUGGUGGCUGCAGGCGAAGCUCAGAGCGGAGACGGAGACGCCGACACAGAGCCCAGAAUCAGCUGCAGCUCUCACAUCGCCUACAUAGAGAACAGUCUGACCUGUCAGCUGACUGGAGUCGACAACGAGGAUGAUGAGGAUGAUGAAGGCAACCGCAUCGAUCACAUGACUCUGUGUUAUGUAAAAGGGGGCCCUAAGAACGGGGAAACCAAGUGUCUGGAGUCUCCCGGAGACACCAUCAGGUCCAAAGACCUGCAUCCUGUGCCGGUGUGGAAUCUGAAGGUCCACUUAAAGAGCGGAGACCAGAGUUCAGCCACAGUUGACCUGAAGAAGAUCGUUAAACCCAGAAGUCCUCAGGUGUGGAACGUCACCUUUGACCAGGAGGGCAGGCAGGCUGUGAUUUACAUCAGGACUAAAUACAGUAGCAAGGACUACCUGACGCUGGAGAACCAGCUGUUCCAGUUGCACAUCACCCCAGGAGUUGAGACGACUCAGAACUUCUCUUCCCAGAAUUUCCUUAAGAUCGACAUGCAGCACCUCCACAAACACUCGGAGUAUCGUGUGAAGGUGAGGGCGAUCCCUCAGAAGCAUUUCCAGGGCAGCUGGAGCGAGUGGAGCAACACCUUCAGCUUCGUUCUUCCUGCAGUCCAGAACCAGGACCAGAUGCAGGAGCAGCAGGAAAUCAUGUACAUGCUGAUCGUGUGCAUCAUCUUCGUGCUGGUGGUGACCUCCAGCGUUGUGGCCUUCUGGAAGAAGCGAAUCUUCACCUAUAUGUGGCCGAGCAUCCCACAUCCCAAACAGACUCUGGUUCAGGUCUGCAAGCCAAAUAAGGGUCUUCUGCUGAACUUUAACCCUGAGGUGUUCAGUCAUCUCAAAGUCUUCCCGCUGGAGACACCAUCUUGUGAGGAAGUGGAGCCUUCAAUCAGUCCUGCUGCUGCCGGUUCCUGUUCCAGCUCCACCCAGAGCUCCGACUGCAGGAGCACCACCAGCGUCAGCACCGAGGAGCUGGAGCUCUCCGCCCUGCUGAGCAGGAGUUCCUCCGAUGGCCAGGACAGCCUCCCGAGCGCCAGUCCAUCCCCCGACAACAUCCUGCCGUGGGAAGAGCGCUCACACAUGCCUGAGCCUGAAAACGGAGGAAACGAGGUGGAGUUUGGAGUUAACAAGCAGGAGGAGGCCUACGUCACCAUGUCCAGCUUCUACCAGAUCAAGUAGGUGAAGCAGAUCUGGACUGACAGGACCAGAACACCACAAGAUGCUCCAGAACCACCAGAACCUUCUUUAACUCUCCAACAUGGAUCUUCUUCUGAACUUUGGAGGUUCUUGGACAUGUUGGUGUGCAGAACUGCAAAGUCUUCAGGGUUCCUGGAUGGACAUCGAAUCAUCCUGGGACUUAUCUAAGCAUCCACCGGGUGUCUUCCUCUGAUGUUUGACUUCUCGUGCAUCGACAUCAGCUUGACAUCCUAAUGCUUAUCCAUUACUUUUCCUCAGGUGUAAUCUGAUUACUUUACUGUUUCUCCGAGUUGCUAAAUGACCAGAGGAACGUUGACCUUUUCCUCCACUGGACCCCCAACCAACCAGACCUGAGAGGCCUUUUCUUUUUCACUGCUCACAUUCACACUAAGUUAGAGCUAAGUGGUGAGUAAAAGCAAUGAUCUCAUUGUUCCCAUGAUCACAGUGGGGACAGCCAAUCAGAGAGGAGGAUCUACUUUAGAGCAGGUGAUUGCUGCUUCUGUUGGCUUUCUGGAAGGUGUUCAACCUUCACAGGAACUCAAGUCGUCUCGACACUGCAGCCUGUUGAAGAGCUGAAGAGUUCGGCACUCUGAGUGAUUCCUCUGCAAUCCCAAGUCCCAAAAAUAAAUAAAAAAGAAAAUAAACACCUGAGGGAAUCCUUAAACGUCCAACAGAACCUUCCAAAACACAAACAACUCCAUGAUCCCCAUUAAUCUCCUUUGAAGCUCAGAGCCCAGAGGAACCAGUAAGAACUGAAGUGACUCCUGGCACACCUCCGCUUAGCACCAACGGAAAACCAGAACCAUCAUUAGAUCAUGAGAACCUCCAAACUCAUGGCAGGACCCAUCUGAACGUCUCCUUUACAUCAUUAUUAACCACAAAAAUCUUCUCAACCCAAACAUCCAUUCCAGUCCUCUGUUGAGGACCUUCUUUCUUUCAACACUGGAAACAGGAUCACUACCAAGGAGAACUACAAACUAGACCACCAACCGUGACAACCAGGACCACCUACUGUCUGAUACUGAGAUCAAUCAGAUCACCAGAACUUUUGAAAGUAAUCCAAAUGAUCACCAGAACGUCUCUUUCCUGAUUAAUUAGUAUAGAACCACCUGGAGAACCAUAAAUACUUAAAGAAACCUAGAAUAUCCAUGACCCAUACAAAUAAUCCCGAGAAUCACCUAAAGGAUCUAAUUUAUCCCUGGAAACUCCUGAAAGACCUCUGAAAUACCAGGAGAUGCCUAGAACCUCUUAAGUAACCUAUAGAUUAAAAAGAAAGUCCUGUAGGGCCAGAUGAUGAGACGAACUCGUCCACUCCAAGGCGGAGAAGGUGGAUGUUCUAAUGGUUCUCCUUUCCUCUGUGACCAGGCAAAUAUGACUUUAAUUGAUUCCUCUGAAACAAAACUCUGGUGAUGUCCUCUGAAAGCUGCUCGUACCUAAACCCAUCUCAUCUGUUAGAGAACUAAAACUCUUGCCAUGGCGUCUCUGCUAGCCUGUGGAGUCGCUGUGGAUAUGUUACUAUGGCAACCUGAUCCGACUGUCUGUCUGUGAGGAGAUAAAAGUCCUGGAGAUGAAAAAAAAUGAUAUUGCUGCUUAAAUACCCAACACAACCUUCACCUCACACAGCAACACACCCAGAAUGUACGCUUCAGUUUCCUGAUUCAUUCGUCUCAUGUAGACCAGACUCGUCUGACUCGCCUAACUAAGAUCUGACUCGGCUAACUCGGAUCUGACUUCCAUAACUAAGACCUGCUUUGUCUAACCCGGCUCUGACUCUUCUAACUAGGACCCAACUUGUCUGAAUGACUAGGAUCUGACUCGACUAAUUUGGAUCUGACUCAUUUAACUUGGCUCUGACUCUUCUAACUAGGACCUAACGUGUCUAACUCAGAUCUGACUUGUCUAACCUGCACCUGACCUGUGUAACUUUGCUCUGACUUGUCUAACUCUAAUCUGAUUUGGCUCAGUAGAAUCUGGCUAUUUUAACUAGGACCUAAGUUGUUUAACUCAGAUCUGACUCGUCUAACCAGGACCUGAUCUGUGUAACUUGACUCUGACUCGUCUAACUCGGCUCUAACUCGUCUAAAUAAGAUCUGACUCGUCUGUAUUAAUGCACUCGGACUUGUCAUGUCAUACUUUAUUUUUUCAUUGCACAUUAUUUUUAUUAUUUAACCCAAAUGUCUGUCUGUGUACAAUAAAAUAUAAAAUGUU